AUGCCGAUAAUCAAGAAGCAAAAGCUACAAGAGCAGGAGGAAGAGAAGUACCAUUGUCGGUUAUGCGAUAAGAGAUUCAGUAGUGGGAGAGCGUUGGGCGGGCAUAUGAGGGUCCAUGGGAUGUUCAACAUUGAACCCAUCCUCCACCCGAACGAAGGUCCAUCCACCACAGGAGUUGAAGGGGAGUCCUCCGACGGCAACCGUCUCCUUACUAGUCACAUUUGUCAGAACUGUGGUAAAGAAUUAUGUUCGUUGAAAUCAUUGUCCAAGCAUUGUUGUCCCGGUCUCGUUGGUGCUGGUGAGGAUGAUGGCGAGAAUGACAAGUCAAAUGGCCUUUUUUCUCCUUCACUACCCCGAUCCAGAACUCCCACUCCGCCUCUUCUGCUUACAGAAGAAGAGCAUGUUGCUAAUUUUCUUGUAUGGCUCUCCACUGCCCGUGCCAACCCUGUUCUCCGCAACAUAGAUGCAGCUGAAUGCUCUUCUUCUGUUCUCCACAUCACAGGUGCUGAGGAAUGCUCUACUUCAGAAAGGAGGGAAGCUGAUUAUGUUGUCCUCCUCCCUCCUUCGCCUCAGCCAGAAAACCCAGAACCCCACGUCUCAACACAAACCCCUCCAAAUGCACAUCAAAAUUUUGAAUGCAAGACUUUCCAAAAUGUAUUUACCUCACAUGAAGCACUAGGCGGCCAUCGGGCUAUCCAUAAGAAAGUUAGGGGUUGUUUUGCCACUCGGCUUGAAAUCAAGUCACCCAAUAUGAUGAAGUACACAUCAAUCAAAGACGAAAGCAAUAAUAUAAUUCAUCAAAAUAAUCAAGAUGAGUUUUCCCAUCAAAAUAAUCAAGCUGGGGCUUCCUCCGAAAGUAUGGCAUUAGCAAUUGUUCCAUUUGAAGGUACCUCAUCGCAGUUGUCAUUGCCAAAGAUUGAAUGA
Dendrobium catenatum is the source of this 924-nucleotide messenger RNA. RefSeq lists its product as uncharacterized. NCBI's taxonomy places the organism in Eukaryota, Viridiplantae, Streptophyta, Magnoliopsida, Asparagales, Orchidaceae. The record is from RefSeq and is a predicted model, not a curated record. The transcript has a single exon. The coding region runs from base 1 to 924 and encodes 307 amino acids.